ACAACUAUUCAUUCAAGCCCUGUUCAUAUAGCAAUACAAAGUGUUUUGUUUGUUGAGGUAUUAAUUUACCUAUUGUAACUGCAAAACCAAAAGCUGAAGAGCCAACUUAUGAUGAACAUGGAGUGUUACACACCAAGUAAUUUGAUCGGAUUACACGUAGAAUCGUACCAGCUGUCUCGGUUUUUAUUGCAGUGUAAUGAUGCGAGUGUCAACUGUAUGUACCACUCGGUCAAUAUGUCAUCCUCGACUUUCUUAAUCUUCUGCGAACAACUCGCACAUCCUCGUAUUAGGGGGAUUGGGCCUCUCGAAAGGGCAACAAUAAUACACAGUCUUCACUACCUGUUGAAGUUGAAUGAAAUGAGACGAGGGUUUUCGGGACAUACUGCAUGUGCGAGCUGUCUUAUGGUAGGCUGCCUCGUUAUUGCCACGAAAUAUGUUCAGGAAGUCGGCGGAAGAAAGAAUUCAGAGUGGGCACAAUUGGCAGGACUGGACCUUGCUUAUCUAAAUCAACUGGAGAAGGGCAUUUUGACAUCUCUACGCUUCGAUCUAAGUUUACCACUAGCCCGGUACAAUGAUAUAGUGGAUGUCUUAAAUUUAGAUCCCAUAGUAUCAAAUUGGAGCGACGGCGAACACAGGAAAUGUGACGGCAGCCGAUUUUGCUGUGGCGUGAAUGGUGUUUCUCGGCCCGGUACAAUAUAUCAGGCACCCUUUUAUGAUUCGGCAUUCGCACUCGGUACAGUAGGCAUGCCGCAGUUGACGAGGAAAAUUUCAACACUGUAUGACUACAACCAAAUUUUACAACACUUGCGAUCUUGUUAAUAAGAUCUAUAAAGUUAUCGGCAGAACUCCCCGCCGCAAUUAAAUUUAGUUAAGUAGGGCUGUCUUUGUAAGAAGCCUACUUCCAGUUACACGCACUCGCCGUCUACACGGCCUUGCGACACAGAAAACCGAUGUGGGAGGAUGCUAUUUGAGACAGCCACCAAUGAGACUCCUGCUCCUGACAUUAGAAUAAAGACCAACAUAAUGAGUACA
Messenger RNA from Sphaeroforma arctica JP610, 1032 nucleotides. RefSeq lists its product as hypothetical. Gene Ontology annotation, biological process: regulation of cyclin-dependent protein serine/threonine kinase activity. Gene Ontology annotation, molecular function: protein kinase binding. Bases 109 to 819 code for a protein of 236 amino acids. NCBI's taxonomy places the organism in Eukaryota, Ichthyosporea, Ichthyophonida. The transcript has a single exon. The record is from RefSeq and is a predicted model, not a curated record.